Molecule: messenger RNA, 305 nt
Organism: Strongylus vulgaris
Lineage: Eukaryota; Metazoa; Nematoda; Chromadorea; Rhabditida; Strongylidae
Source: the annotation of a GenBank genome assembly
AUGAGGAUGGCUACUCGAUGGACUGCAAAUGAAAGCGACACAGCUCCCGUACUUGGCGGCUUUUCCCUUGGCCACACCAGUCUUCGAGCGCGGACUCCCAACGAAGUUCAGGCGGAGAUUUUAGGGUGGAAUAUCCUCCUCAAAGGAUUAAAUGAAUCAGCAGCGGAUCUUAACAUUAGCAUGUCGAAGUCGGAAGCGCCGCAGAUUUACGAUCCAUUCCUAAAGAACAUGACUAUGACUGAUUUCGUUGCUGCAGUAUUAGGAUCUAUGGAAACGCAACAUAAUGUGAAGGUAACCACAUGAGU